Messenger RNA from Felis catus (domestic cat), 8895 nucleotides. RefSeq lists its product as uncharacterized. The record is from RefSeq and is a predicted model, not a curated record. The transcript is spliced from 2 exons. NCBI's taxonomy places the organism in Eukaryota, Metazoa, Chordata, Mammalia, Carnivora, Felidae. Bases 651 to 1706 code for a protein of 351 amino acids.
UGGGUGGAUGGCUGGGUGUGUGUGCGGGUAGCUGGAUGUGUGGGUAGCUGGGUGGGUGGAUGGUUGGGUGGGUAGAUGACUGCAUGAAGCUUAGCUGGGGGCAGAAUCACGUGACUGUUAAAGUCAGGAUCUCUGAAGCCAGACGCCUGGGUUUAAGUCCCAUCUCUGCUAUUUGCUAGUUAGCUGACCUUGAGUAGAUCUUUAGCCUCAUCGGUACCCCUUUUCUGAUCAAUCAAAUGUGGACAGUACCAGUACUGUCUCGAAGGUUGUGAAGCUGGUAUGAGAGGCUGCAUACGAAAACACUGUGCUCUUUCCCCGGCACACAGGUAGGGCUCAGUGACCAUGGCCUCCCCUGUGCUUCGUCAUUUUCAGCCAAUAUUUAUUGAUCCCCGGGUGCUACAUUGCUAGGUGCUUUCCGGGCAGCGGGGCCCCAGCGGAGGAUAAUAAGGCAUUCCUGCCCGCCAAGAGCUGACAUUCUUAGAGAGUGCAUUUCCCCCCGCUUGCUUUUUAAGCACUUACUAUAAUUCACAUGUAUUUUUUUUAUUCCCGUCUUUCUUUUUUUUCACAAGCUUCCCCCGCACUAGCUCUACCGUCCAGAAGGCAAGGGCCUUUCCUGUUUUGUCCACAGCUGGAUAUCAAAGAGAGAAGAAAUGAUUAUUCUCCUUCCAGUUACUCAGGCCAAAAGCCCCGGGGUCGGCCUUGUUCCUCCGUCCUUCAAGUGCCACGUUCAGUCUCAAGCAGAUCCCGCUGGCCCCAGUCCAGCUCUCUCUGCCACCUCCCUCUGGCCUCUCUGGUCUAAGCCCCCCUCCGUCCUCACCCCAAUACCUGCUGGCUUCUCCCCGCUUCCGUCUGCCCCGCACUCUGUUCCCGUGUUAGCCAGACGCUCAGAUGAAAAGCCGGGACACGUCAACCCAGCACACGCUGCCGUGAAGCCACGACCGCCAGCCCCCGGGUACCCAGCCUCUCCCCGAUCCUGUCCAUUACACCCCAGACGCCUCUCUGCUCCAGCUGUGGGGCCCUGUGGAUGCUCUGGUGCUCCAGGCUCGCGUCUGCUUCAGCACUCAGUGCAUUCUGUUCCCUCUGGAAUGUUCUCCCCAGGCAUCGGCAAGUUCUUCCCUCCCCUCCUCCUGGGUUUAUUCAGUCCCGACCCCUUUUCGGUGAGGGCUUCCCUGGCCUUGCAAGCUCAGAGUUCAGGAUUCCCGCUCCUGACCCUCCUGUCCCCGCUGCUCGGACGGCUCUCCUUCCUUAGCGCGUGGAUCUGGAACACGGGAUGUUUCGUCAUCUGUUUCUCCGGCGAGAGGGUGAGUUCUGGUGAGGAAGACACUUUGGGUUCACAGUUGCGUCCUCAGCGCCCCGUGCAGGGUGGCCAUGGGGUCAACGCUCAGCAAAGAUCGGGCGGGAUGUCACCACUCCCGCUACUGUGCUAUCAGCGCCUGGGGCAAUCUUUUCGUCUCCGGGGAUACCCCGACUGGGGUGCUUGUCCGCACCCCGGAUCCCGUGUACCUGGGCACCAGCUUCUUGUACAAAUGACUUCUUUCGCACUUUCGUUUCCAAGCUGUAAAUGGGCGGGGGGUUGGCGGAAGCCCCUCCGAGGUCCUCCCCGGUUCAAAUGCUCUAAGGCUGUGCCAUGGCCUCCAAGGUGGCUCAGCUCCCGAGAGACACGACGCGCCCUAAUCCCUGGCACCCGUGCCCGUGACCUUAUUUGACAAAGGAGCGACUGUUGCCUUGUCUGACAAAAAAUAUGCAAUUAAGUUAGUGGUCCUGAGAGGAGGGGCCGGUCCCGUGUCACCCAGGGGGGCCCUGGAUCUGGUGACAGAUGUCCCCGUGGCGCACGUGGAGCAGGACAGGGGGAAAGACGGAGUGGGGCUGGGCCCGCGCCAGGGGAUGCGUGUUUGCUGAGCUUCCUCUGCCGGGCUCACGGCCCCCUCGUCCUUGGACGUGGGCCCCCUUCUCCCCUCUGGGGUGGGGGGUGUCCUUCACGGGCCCCUGAUUUCUGCUUCGUUCUGCAGAUGGCCCAGAGCAGCCACUGUGACUGGUCACCCUGAAAUCUCUCUGGCUCUGGGGUCAAACCUCAGGAAGCAGGGGAAGGGCAGAGAAGCACCCCAAGGCAUGAUCGGACCACAGACGAGGAGACCGCCACAUCCACCUCCACGGCCCUCCCCGUGGUCUCUCCAGGGGUCACUGCAGCCUGCCCUCCUCUCCCGGCAGGCUUAAAGGAAAUUAAGGGGGUGAAUCCAAGAGUCAGGAGGGACACAGGGAAGACCGGAAGUCUGGGACCAGGGGAUCUGGGGGGACGGGUGUGGGUGCAGCGGAUGUGGCCUUGGCCGGCACUUGGCCAACAGCCGGUCGGCUCCAAGAGGGGCUCUCGGGAAGCAGGCCGCCGUAAACCUCUUCUCGGCACGUCUCCUGUGCCAGUGUGUUUUCGUUCUUGGGGGCUGAAUACACCUAGGCGUGGGACCCACCCGGCUCAGGCUGAACCGUGCCGGAGAUCAGCGGGCCGUUCACAGCCGGUUUCCUUUUCUUCCCCGGAGCCCAGCCUGCGCGCGUUCCGCAGGGGCCCUCGCGGUCAGGUGAGGCCGUGCGCCAGACUGCGUCAACGGAACGUGAGCAAAAACGACGAGAGCCACCUCCAGGCCACACCUCCCGCCAUCCUCGGUGCCCUUCUCCCUUCCGCUGGCCCGGCUCAGAUACACCUGUCGACCUCGGAAGCCGAUGACGGAAGAGACGGAGCCACGAGACAAGGGGGAUGUGCUUACUCUUGGAAGACACCCCCACCCAGAGGACGAAGGAGGCCACAGAACUUCAUGGGAACAGCACCCAUCUGAAAGCAGGUGAUGCCUGACCAGGAGUGACCCCAAGCAUGGCCUUGAGCUUUCUGGAUCUCAGUUUCCUCAUCUGCAAAAUGGGAGGUCACCCCAAAGUCCAUCCUUUCCUGAUUUCUGGGAAGCAGGCUGGCAGGUGUUGGAACAUGGACACCUUCUCCGUUGAUUCCUCCGUGUGGCCGAGCUGGGGAGCCCGGGUUAAUCUGGAGCAGAGCUUCUGAGUGGGUCCCCAGACCCGCAGCAUCAGCAUCACCCGGGAGCUUGCUGGAAAUGCAGAUUCUGGACCAGAAAGUCUGGGGGUGGGGCCAUCUGCACAUGAACAGGCCUUCUGGGUGAUUCUGAUGGGGCUGCAGUUGGUCUAGAAGGUUCUCAGGAGCAAGGGAAAACACCCCCUCUUUCCUCCCUGAGCAAGCCCCGGGGGUGAGCGGACACGCCCUUCGGAGACCCAAACAGGCCACACAGCCCAGCGCGGGGUCCUCUCUGCCUGAUGGUUUCCAGUGAGGCAGCCGGGCCCGGGCCCCCUCAGGAGGGUGCAGAGGCAAAGGGAGGUGACGGGCUCUGAGAAGGGCCUCCCGGGGGAAGGGAGGGGAGGCGGGCCUCCGCGGUCCUCACAGGUCCUCCCACGCCCCUGCCAAGGCCCUGGCACGCACAGUUGCUUUAACCUGCACCCUCUCUCACUCAGCAGGUGCUCCUGUCCCCUCUCUGUGGUGGCUCUCCAAGCAACGGUCACCACCGCGUCUGGGGCGCAGGCGCAUCCCGCCUGGGCAGUCGGGGGCUCAAGUGCCUGCCGGGCCCCGGCCCCGCCGCCCCAGGGCUCAUUAGGCCGCAUCUGGAUCUAAUUAGCCGCGGGGCCUCCGCGAGCCGAGGGCCGCCUUUAUCAUCCGCAGGGCAGAGCCCAGACGGGAGAGGAAUGGCUGUGAUACGCGCUGCUUCCUGUGUGUCGGUGGCAGCAUUAGCGAUGGUUCGGGGCGGGGAGGGAGAACCCGCCCCGCUUCCCUCCGCGAGCUGGCCCGGAGGGUGUGCCAAGGGCCCGGCCCCCAGACCUCCUGGUCCAGGAUCUGCAUUUCCAGCGAGCUCCCGGGUGAUGCUGAUGCCGGGGGUCGGGGGACCCCAGGCGGAGAGGCGCUCUGCUCCACAUGAAGCCGGGCUCCCCAGCCUGGCCUCAUGUGGGAAUCAGCCGGGAGCUGCCCGGAUUGCGCACGCCGCAGGGAGAAGCCAGCACCUCGGUCUCCGCGCGGGCACUCAACGCCUUUCCUUUCGGUGGCUCAGAACCGCCUAUUCAAGGAUGGCGGCAGAAGGAAAACUAUUCCCAGCACGGAUCCUGCGAUCCUGAAGGCAACAGCAGGCGAGCGCCCUGAAACCCGGAGGACGGGGGCCGACCUGAUCGACACCUGCUCCCGUGUCCCGGCUCCAAGCGCUUGGGCCCUCCUAACACGAGCCCCACGCGGUUGACUUCCCCGCUGGCUUUGCUUUCCAGAGUGUCUGUGCCCUGCGGGCAGGGAGCUUGUCUGUCUGUUCUGCUCCUGGUGGGCAGAGUGAAGGAGGGGCGGAGGCGGAAGCCGGCACGCGGACCCACACUCACCGCCGUGGCAUCCGGAGAAAUUCAAAAUAUGUCCCAAACCCUCUGAGAAAUGUGCAAGUCAUUUCGGAAAAAAAAAAAAAUUUUCCAUAAAAACGGUUGCAAUAAAACAAGUUUUGUUGAUUAAAGCGGCACACACCAUGUGGGGGCCUGAUUAAGUGGCUCGCCGAGCUGCAGUGUGGUCACGGACAGUUCUGUCGCCUGGGAAACCGACCAACGGGCUCGGUGGCCCAGGUUCCAGCCCUGUUGCUAAGUUAGACGUUGAACUUGCAGUACGGUUUUCGACGGGAAGCAACGCUCCGCGUCCUCGUGUUUAACGUUGGAAAUCGCUAACGUGCUUGGCUCUCGUCUCUACCUCGUCUCCGCCUUCCAUCCCCUUGCCGAGGUGGCUCCGCUUCCGAUCUCAUCGGAAGGUGCAUCUGGGGCCACCUGGCUCGAUUCCCGCGGGCAGGACCCUGUCUCUGCACCAGCGAGGAUCUCACCGCGACAGCAAACCCCAGCCCCUUUCCUGACGUGAAAAGCCAAGUGUCAAGGUAACACUGCUUUUCUGGCUGAAGGUCGUGCACCAGGUUUUAGCGAGGGAAAAGAAUAAAAACAUUACCCAUCCAGCAGCAUCAAAUUGGGGAUUUCCUCUGUGUAUUUAAAAACAUACUCUGAGGUCGUGACCCUCUUGGGGGUUCAUAUUUUUCUUUGCCAGCCACAUAUGUGUAAUUAAAGCCCGCAUUUGAAAUGAGGACAGGAGACCUACGGCCACUUUCUCACACGUUCCCUCGAACCAGCUUCUUCCUUCCCGGAGCCCCCCUCCUCCUCCUCUCCCUGUCCCUCCCCGUCUCCCCUCCUCCCCUUCCUCCCACCACCCUCUCCUCUACCUCCUCCUUCUCCACUUAGAUUUGGAGAGCUGAGGGCCAGGCUGGGGCUAAGAGCUUCUUCUGGUGGCUAAACAGCAGCGACAAAAGCCGACACUGGGGGCGCACGCGACCCUGGGGGUGCCUGACGCUCGGAAGCCUCACCGCUGCUGUAGGGGCUGGACCCAUUUAUUAUCCGCAUUUUGCAAAUAAGGAAAAUGAGACCUGUGAGGUCAGGAAGUCACGCAGCUCGGAUGUGACCUUGGACCCCAGAACUGGCGCUUGCAGGGCAGCAGGGGGAGGUGAGGUGAGCACGUUCCCAUGCAGUGUCCUUCAGAGCCGGUGGUGGUCUCCGACAGCCUCCUGUCUGACCACCUCCUGCGACAGGUGCCGAGGCCGGGGUCUGCGAGGGGCCCACCGGCAGCGGACCAGGGGCCACGCCGGGUUCCUCGAGCCCGUCUCCUCUCCUCCCUCUCUUGCCUUGCCACCUCGAUCUGCGGAUCAGGGUGAGGGCAGGGGGUGAGGUGAGGGGGCCCUGCGGGGGCUCCCCGGGCCGCCUGUGGCCCUCCCUGCGCGGACCCCCGAUAGCUCCGUCACUGUGGGCAAGCCGGGAAUGCUGCUUAGGAGUAAGUCAGAGGGAGAAAGAAAAGGGUCUAGAAACUUCUUGAGACGCCAGUACCUUCUCAAAAACAAAGUUAGCUGCAAGGAUCUGUGUUGAAAACAAGGGACUCUGGUCUCUGCAAGGAGUGGAGUUCUGGGUCACGCCCGCUCCUAGUGCCUGCCCAAGCAACGCAAACACACAUCCACACCAACACUUGCACACAAAUGCUCACGGCAUUACUCACAACAGCCGAGAAGUGGAAACAACCCAGAUGCCCAUGAACCGAUGAGUGGAUAACUGAGGCGUGGCCUGGACCCACAGCCACGGCAGGGAACAAAGCCCUGACUCCCAGCUACCACGGGGGGCGAACCGGGGAACGCCGUGCCGGGCGAGAGAAGGCAUUCGUGGGAGACCACAGCCCGUGUGUUCCCUCCACAGAAAAGUCCAGAGCGGGUAGAUGCACGGACACAGAAAGGAAGCCAGUGGUUGCCUGGGGCCGGGAGGGCAGGAGCCCCCAUUCCUGCCAUUCGUUGCAAAUGGGGACAGGCGUCCUUUUGGGGAGAUGCACGUAUUCUGGAAUCAGAUACUGGUGACAAUUGCCCAGCACUGGGAACGCGUUCACCGCCCCUGAAUCGCUCACUUUAAAGCAGUUAAAUGUACAUUUGACCUCAACCCAGCAGUAGGGCUCACGGUCACUUUUCAGCCCCACCCCGUCUCCACUGCCCCAUCUGGGUCCCCCGAGUCUCCAGCCCUCACCCUCCUUUCCAGUUCGUCUUCACUCUGUGCCCGCAAUAGGAGACCCACUGUGCGCACACAGGAGACCCACUGUGCGCAGGUUACCUGGGGUCCCCGUCCUCCUGACCUGGGCUGCACCCCGCGGUGCUCCACGCGGUCUGAGGUGGGGCCAGGUGCUGAAGGCCCCGCCCGUGGCUCUCGGGCGCGCCCGGGGCUGAGAGUCACGCUCUGAAAACGCUGAGUGUCCAUGAGGACGUUGGGUACGACGGGGCCAUCAUUUCCACAUCUACAAAAUGCUGGUACCGUUUUUCUGUCCCUAGAAAGUACUUUCGGUUUAAGCAGAACUACUUUAAACAUCUGACCUGAGACCUGACGCUGACUGCAUUCUUUCCCCGUACCAGUCGCCGUCCGCAACGCCUCCUAUGGGUCGGCCCGGAGGCCUGGAAACAACCCAGAUGCCCAUGAACCGAUGAGUGGAUAGACUCCUAAGCAAGACCCAAGUCCCGUCAUGGGUCUGAGGUCACCCGGCCAGCGCAGGGCUGGGCUCGGACCCCGGUGGGCGGCUCAGGGCACGUGGGCGUCACCGGCCGCGUCCGGCCCCGGUAGCCUCACCUGAGAGGUGUGACAGGUGCCUGGGUGGCUCAUACUUCCCCAGCCCACGUGACGACGAACACGUGACUGCGGACACGGAUAGGCGUCCUCUCGGCGCCCACCUGAAUUCCCGGCAGGCCUCCGGAAGCAGACCGGGACAGUCCGCGACAGAGAGAGAGCACCUGUUCUGGCAUCCACUUUAGGUUUCCAUUCCAGCUGUGGGGCCUCGGCAAAGGUGCGUCGCCUCCCGAGCCCCAGGGUGUCAGUGUCUGUAAACGGGGACACUGCCAACGGCGGUGACAGGCGGCGAUGGGGUGUGGGGCGCUGAAUGGAGGGGACGCGGUAACGCUCGGCAGGGGGGUUCCCAGCAGAGCCCGAGUUCCCGCUGUCGGCCUGGACCCGAAAGCCGGGGGGCCUGGGGGUCCCGCUCUCAACGGGUGGCUGGCAGGGCCAGUCAGGAUGGGGCCAACGGAGACCUGAAAGAAUUUUCUGGAAUCGUAACCCCUCCUUCGGAUCAUCUUCGAGGCAAUAAACUCUGGCUGCAGACCAAGGGUCCCCGGUGUCGUCUUACGACGAGACACCGGUCUGGUGGGGUCCCGCGCGGCCCCCAGGCCCCAGCUGGAGCUGCAUUCUCCACACUGGCAUCCGUCAGCGGCCCCCCCCAGAGUAAGGUGGACGUUUACCUGAGACGAUACAGUAAAAUCAGGUGUCUGCGGAAAGGAAGUGCCAAAUGCACCGAAACGUACCUGUUGGAGCCCCGAAAGGGAGCUUCCCGACUCCGUAGUCAGGGCCACUCCUGCACGGGCACCGUGUGUACCUUAAAGGGGUUGGCGCAUUACGGCGAAAACCCCAAAUGCUCUUCUCCCUGACGAACGCACCCGUAGGCAGAAGGGGGGUGACCGGCGGAGCCCCGGACCGGAAGGAGGGGCUCCCGUCCUCCCCGACAGCUCCGGGGCUCCGUCAGGGUCCUGCCCGCAAGCACUCUCCUUGCCAGCCUCCCGCCUCCCCGUCUGGGAGUCCUCAGGAGGUGACGUCCGCAGGUGAUAUCCGCCGUGCCCUCGCAGCAGCCCCUCCAGCCUCGGGGGUGCUGGCGUUUGCCAGUGUUAUAAUCACACAGGCGUGCGAAAGGCUCCUAAACAACCCAACAAAUAGCGCCAGAACCUAACAGAAAAGCAGGCAAGGUGUGCCCGGGCAGAAGACGGAACCGGGUGUUAACGUGCCCGGAAAGGUGCGUGGGCUCGCCGACCCGCGGGAGUGGGGCCACUUCGACCACAAGUGACUUUCGUGCUAUUGACGAAGCCCCGUCGCGCGAGGACGCCUACGCUGAGCAGCGAGACUCUCCCCCAGAGCCCCGGUGGCACGGCGACCCGGCCAGAGCCGGCAAGCCUGAAGAUAAGUAGCACUUUGGAGGAAUUCUCGCAAAUGCGCAUUUCGUGCAACUGUCCCGGAGCUGCCGCCCCUCACACCCCCCUGCCCAUGGGACCGACCAGAGCGUGUGUGUGUGUGUGUGUGUGUGUGUGUGUGUGUGUGGGUGCGUACCUGCUCACCACCUGCCUAGCUUGGGGGACCGACAUAGUCCAUCCCCACGACACUUCAUGUCCGUAUCCACAAACUCCAAAAGCGCGCUUUGGAGCAAAAUUUAAACGUUUCGAAAGGAAAUGUCAACCUGACGCGUUUAACGCCUUUUAAAAACAUGCAGAAUAAAGCUAUGGAUUGUUCUUG